Aspergillus aculeatus ATCC 16872 is the source of this 927-nucleotide messenger RNA. RefSeq lists its product as uncharacterized. The coding region runs from base 1 to 927 and encodes 308 amino acids. The record is from RefSeq and is a predicted model, not a curated record. The transcript has 6 exons. NCBI's taxonomy places the organism in Eukaryota, Fungi, Ascomycota, Eurotiomycetes, Eurotiales, Aspergillaceae.
AUGAAUGCAAAAUUUGCCAACUCCAUCUCAUCUCGAUUAUUUACUUUCAUUGUCGGUUCGGAAGAGAAGAGGAUCACCAUUCACUCCGACGUUCUAACCAGCCUCUCGUCUGAGCUUGACAGCCUCCUAAACGAGCGGUUCAGAAGGGGUCAGCGAACUCGACUGGUCGUAUGUCAAGGCGGACACAUUCAUCCGGCUGUGCGAGUACGGUCCCAGUUGAGAGCUGGUGCAAAACCGUCCCUCCCGCGCCCGUCAAAAGAUAAGAGCAGAAUCUACGACAGAUCAGCCGCACAGUCAGACAGGCCUGGUGCUGGUUCAGGCGCGGCAGCCCAGGCUUUACCUCGGAUUUUCAACCCGUCUAGUACUCGCGAUGCCUCCAACCAUCUCCACACCUGUCUCACGACCAAGCGAGGCCAAGUCUCCGAAGAGAGAAAAAAGGCCUACGCGCCUCGCAAGAUACCCCUCCACCUCCAAAGGCAACUUACGUCCAACCUUCUCGGCUAUGCCAAGCUAUGCGUCCUGGCGGAGCAAUACGGCAUCGUUCCCCUUAAGGAUAUUGUUUUGGAAAAGCUGGCGACGACACUCGGAGAGUUUGAGUUGUUCGAGGACCACGUGGACUAUUUUAUUGAGCUGGUGCGCUUCUCGUACUUGCAUACACGCCCUCGGGACGACGAGGGAUUUUGUUUGCGGGAUUUGCUGGCGACCUAUGUUCUCUCGAGGCUGAAGCAACUCUAUGACAGUGCGAAGUUUCUGAACUUCGCGCGCAAAGGAGGCGACUUUGUGGUCGAGGUCAGGCAGAAAAGUAAAUUAAGUCAGGUUUACCAAAUAUGGACAGUGGUGCCGACACUUAAACCUAGAAGCCAACAGCCUCUGGCACUAAGAAAUAAGAUAGCAACCGGUGUCAGGCUCUCUGGUGGAGGUAUUUAA